AUAGUAGAUUACAGCCCUUGGCCUUUAACUGGAUCAAUUGGAGCAUUAACAUUAACCUUCGGAAUAGUUAUUUGAUUUCAUAAAAAAGAAAGAAUAUUAAUAAUAUUAGGAAUAGUUAUUAUUAUUUUAACUAUAUUUCAAUGAUGACGAGAUAUUAUUCGAGAAAGAACAUAUCAAGGACAUCAUACAUUAAAAGUCGCCAAAGGAAUUAAAAUAGGAAUAAUCUUAUUCAUUAUCUCAGAAAUUUUAUUCUUUAUAUCAUUUUUCUGAGCUUUUCUGCAUAGAAGAAUUGCUCCUUCCAUUGAAAUCGGGAAUAACUGACCCCCUUUAGGGAUUAAAACAUUUAACCCCAUAGAAAUCCCAUUAUUAAAUACAAUAAUCCUAUUAAGUUCAGGGGUAAGAGUCACAUGAGCCCACCACAGAAUUAUAGAAAGUAAACAUAAACAAACCACAAAAAGUCUAACUAUCACUGUAGUAUUAGGAAUUUAUUUCUCGUUAUUACAAGGAUAUGAAUAUAAUCAAGCUGAAUUCACUAUUGCAGACUCUGUAUAUGGAUCUUGUUUCUUUAUGAUUACAGGAUUCCAUGGAUUUCAUGUUAUAGUUGGAACUAUUUUCUUAAUUGUAUGCUUACUACGAAAUAUAAAAAAUCACUUCUCCAAAUCACAUCAUUUAGGAUUCGAAGCAGCCUCAUGAUACUGACACUUCGUAGAUGUAGUAUGACUAUUCGUUUAUAUUAUCAUUUAUUGAUGAGGAAGAUAG
Cimex lectularius (bed bug) is the source of this 759-nucleotide messenger RNA. Lineage: Eukaryota; Metazoa; Arthropoda; Insecta; Hemiptera; Cimicidae. The record is from the annotation of a RefSeq genome assembly.